UGUCUAUCCCAACUGGAAGGUAUUCACUACAAAGGGAAGAGGAGACUAGGACUAACCAGUAGUGAAUGGGAUUGCUUGAAUAGAUUGAGACUACUUCAUCAGGAGGGGUCUACUUCUUUAUACAAAUACAUUAUAGAGGAAGAAUACUACUCCAAUGAUGAGUUGAAAGAUAGAAACAGGAAUGGAACAUAUGACCCCUACUUAUCUCCGAAUACAGUUAAAUUAGAUGAAAGGAAACAUGGCCCAUGUGUAAGAAUAAGGGUUGGUGGUGGUAAAUAUACCACAGAUAUUGAUCUUGGGUUCUGUAUUAAUAAGCAACAGACAGAGCAUGGUAGAUAUGUAGUCCUGCCAUAUGACCCAGGACCAAUAGGUUUUAUUACAUCAUGGACUCAAUCUGUCUAUAACAGUAAACAUAAACUUGACAAACAUCACAACAAGCUGCUGAUGUUAUUGAAACUCCUCAUUCUGGAAUGUCAUCUAAUCCCUCACAGCUCCACUUACAGCUCUCAUGCCUUGAAGACCCUUGUGCUACAUCAUCAGGCAACAUGUACAUCUAGUGCGGGAUCAUUGGGAGGUUGCCUGUGUGAUGUAGCUCAUCAUGUAUUUGAACUCUAUGAGAUGAAGGAGGUGGAUGGACACCUGUGGAUAUAUGACAGUGAGAAGGAACUUCCAGAUGUUGAUUUCCCAGAUGUUGAUGUACAACCAAGAUCAUUCUCAGGAAUCAGGUCUGAUAAUUAUUGGCUGAUGCCAGUAGUUCUCUAUAUCACAAUACGUG
Molecule: messenger RNA, 775 nt
Organism: Owenia fusiformis
Lineage: Eukaryota; Metazoa; Annelida; Polychaeta; Sabellida; Oweniidae
Source: the annotation of a GenBank genome assembly